UACAUGCGAACUGAAAUUCUGGGAGUUAUUAUCCAUUAGAGCAUCCACAAUGUUUGAUUUAAUUUAUGGAUACAAUUAGUGGUUAGAUGGUAUAGCGGUGGUCGGUGAUGGUUGUAGGAGAAGAGGUCUCCUAGUCACCCUAUUUUGGCCCACGCCGCCUUACUUUUGUCACAUUAGGAUGAUUGGAAGAAAGUGCUUGACUAAAAAACUGAGAGAUACAGAAGGUGAUUUUAAUGAUCUAUUGGCAAUUGAUCGGGAGGAGACGAGAAGUGCGCAUCAGAUUUCCAUCUUGCAAGUCGUAAUUAUCGCGACAUAUGGAGGACUCGACGUAGGUUAUUUGUAUCAUUGUUUGGCCACAGAGGAGAUUAGCCGUGCAUCGGCGUCAGUUGGGUUUUCGUAUGUUUGUCAUUCUAACGUUUGCAUUAAUCAAUUGGUGAGGCAUGGAAAUGUUGCCCAGAAGGAAAGAUAUUUGCCCAAGCUAAUCAGCGGGGAAAAUGUAGGAGCUCUUUCUAUGAGUGAACCAAAUGCUGGCUCAGAUCCUGUUGGGAUGAAAUGUAAAGCUGAACGUGUUGAUGGUGGUUAUGUUUUAAAUGGGAACAAGAUGUGGUGCAGCAAUGGCGGAAUUGCCGACACCCUGGUGGUUUACGCAAAAACAGAUAUCUCUGCUGGGUCAAAAGGGAUAACAGCUUUUAUCGUUGAAAAAGGAACGCCUGGAUUCAUUGCUGCCCAAAAAUUAGAUAAACUUGGAAUGCGUGGAAGUCCUACAUACGAGCUAGUUUUUGAAAAUUGCUUUGUUCCUACAGAGAAUAUACUUGGUGAAAUAGGAAAAGGAGUUUAUAUCAUGAUGUCCGGAUUAGAUUUAGAGAGAAUCGUAUUCGCAGCUGGACCUAUCGGGAUCAUGCAAGCAUGUCUUGAUAUUGUUCUUCCAUAUGUCCGCCAACGUGAACAAUUCGGACGCCCCAUUGGGCAGUUUCAACUUAUGGAGGGGAAGAUUGCAGACAUGUAUGUUGCUUUGCAGUCUUCAAGAUCAUAUGUAUAUUCUGUAGCAACGGAUUGUGACAAUGGAAAAAUCAUCACAAAGGAUUGUGCUGGGGCGAUACUUGUUGCUGCUGAAAGAGCCACGCAAGUUGCUUUACAGGCGAUUCAAUGUCUGGGUGGGAAUGGGUAUAUGAAUGAGUACCCUACCGGUCGAUUUCUUCGUGAUGCCAAAUUAUAUGAGAUUGCUGCUGGAACAAGUGAGAUCAGAAGAAUGCUUAUAGGCCGCCAACUCUUUAGAGAGCAAUGAUAUUUUCAUAAAUAUCAUCACUGAAUAUUAAAUUCAAACGCUUAACAUUUGAAUAACAACUAUUUGGGUUUUACAAGUUUCGUAAUUUCAUAAUUUGGUUGGUAUAAACAUGGCCACAUUCCAUUGUAAUUUUUACGAUUUAAUAAAUC
Messenger RNA from Lactuca saligna, 1434 nucleotides. NCBI's taxonomy places the organism in Eukaryota, Viridiplantae, Streptophyta, Magnoliopsida, Asterales, Asteraceae. The record is from the annotation of a GenBank genome assembly.